AUAUAUCUUUUUUUUUUUCUUCUCAGGUUGUGUACAAUGGAAAUCAAAGUGUCCGUGGACGGUCUGCCACGUUUGGUUUGUGGAGUGACAGAUGAGACAACAUGCCAAGAAGUGGUCACAGUGUUGGCUCAAGCCCUGGGCCAGCCUGGACGCUACAUGUUACGCGAGACGUUCAAAGACUUCGAGAGAUGCAUGGCGCCAGCUGAGCGGCCUCUGGAGAUGCUAAAGAAGUACGGGGAACACGCCAAAGACGUCCAGCUCACUUUGCUCCACAGCGGCCCUUCAGUUUCCGACGAAAUGAGCAGGGCCAAAGUGGGCCGACACCAGCCUUGUCCGCCACUGCGCAGGAAAGAAACCGGCGCUAGAGGUUGGCCUCGCAGCGGGUCGCUCAAUCUGCAUCGCCAGAGCUUCCCGCUGUCCUGCUUGAGACGCGACACAGACCAGAACAACGAGCACCUGAAAAGACCCAAAAGAAAGUCCCUGACCUUCAUGGAGGAGGCUUGGGAAUGGCUGGAGAAUCUCGGCAAAACACAAGUUUAUAGUACAUCUUGCGAUCAGGAAAGUGGCAAGAAAAAGCCAGAAAAAAAUCAACGAACUUUUCUGAGUGUCACACUUUCCGCCGCGAGGAAGAGUCCACGGGAGCAGAGUCAAAUCCGAGGUCACAGAAACUCAAAGUCCGACUUGGACCAGACAUCUUGCUGCAUGGGAAGCCAGCAGAGGGUGAAAGAAAAUAAAAAGUCCAAAAAAACACGUGCAGAGAAACUCGAUAGCUUCUCGAAUUCUAACAGCGAAGAUGAAAAAAAUCAUCUAAGAGAGACUAUCAUAUGCCAGCUCAGCUACCUUCAAAAGCUCCAGGUCCAGAUAGGGUGUGUUGACAAUGAGAUUUUAGAGCUGGAGGAAAGCGAGAGGACCAGGGAAGAGCAGAAGCUGAUUGAAGAAGAAAUGGAGCAGAUCAGAUUCUGGGAGAAUGAAUUAAAGGCAGAAGAAGAGUUUGAGAGAGAUUUGCAGAAUCAGUUUCAUGACAUGAAAGCCAAAGUUGUGGACUGCAAGGCCAAACUGGAAGACUACAAAAACGAAAUGCAAAAACUGAACUUCUGUGAAGCGCAAAAUGUUGACUCCAAAGGGGGCCGACGAGUUGCAGAUGACAAUCGGACCAAAGACUCCAACAGGCAGCUCUUUGAGACAGAACUAGAUGUAAAUAGUGACAGGAAGUGGACGCCCAGAAAUUUCAACCCCUCUCCUGCUUCAUUUCCCCCAAGUCAGAUAAAGGAGCGCCGGCCCACCGGGCCGGCCGAGCUCAGGGAGUGGUGGGCAUGCUGGUCUGCAGGCCAAAACUCCAAAUCAAACAAAAAGACGACUGAGAUACACCGCUCGGAGCUCACGAUUUAUUUAGGCAGUACCAAAGAUUAAUGAAGCAAGGGAAAAGUCAUUGCGAGUUGUUGGGCACUUUGUUACUAUUUUGAUAUUUCUCAUGUAAAUGUUUAGAAAGCACCAAUGCUGUCAAACCAACGUUGCUUGCAUGUACUCCGAUAUGAAAAGAGAUUUUGUCAUGACCACCUUAAAGUUACUGCUUACCAGUGUCCACAAUCUAUUUUCGUAUUGUGCCAUGGGGGGUGGGGCGGGGGGCAUGGGUGCCUGAAGAAAUGCCCCUUUCCAAUGUUGCCCAAAGUGCCCCCGGUGUCCGAAAAAGCAAGUGUCAUUUAGUAUUCUGUGGUCAAGUGCCUGCAAGAUACUGUCAGGUUUUUGAGAGUCUUUGUAUCUUAUUCCUGGCCUAAAACAAAAUCAAAUGCGACUAUGAUAUCUCCCUCCAUUGUCUUUAGUGUUGACCUUUACAUUUUUUUUUACCAUUUCCAUGAAAGGAGCUCUUCUUUUGUUGAGACAAAUGUUCAGUAGCGUGCGCUAAAUUUUUGUUGAAU
Hippocampus comes (tiger tail seahorse) is the source of this 1916-nucleotide messenger RNA. It is a transcript of the gene rassf11, whose product is annotated as Ras association domain family member 11. Lineage: Eukaryota; Metazoa; Chordata; Actinopteri; Syngnathiformes; Syngnathidae. The record is from RefSeq and is a predicted model, not a curated record. The coding region runs from base 37 to 1410 and encodes 457 amino acids. The transcript is spliced from 2 exons.